Molecule: messenger RNA, 2379 nt
Organism: Acanthopagrus latus (yellowfin seabream)
Lineage: Eukaryota; Metazoa; Chordata; Actinopteri; Spariformes; Sparidae
Gene: hinfp
Product: histone H4 transcription factor
Exons: 9
Coding region: 340-1812 (490 amino acids)
Biological process (GO): anatomical structure development; regulation of transcription by RNA polymerase II
Molecular function (GO): DNA-binding transcription factor activity, RNA polymerase II-specific; RNA polymerase II cis-regulatory region sequence-specific DNA binding
Source: RefSeq, a predicted model, not a curated record
UGUUUCCAGGGAGAUCUGCGCUGCACACAGCCCGCGUUCCUUGUGACUGGCCAUAACAACCGAUGUUUACAGUGUGUCGGCGCUUUUAAAAGACACGUUUUGACACUUAAUCUUCCCUUCGUGUAACAUUUUGACGCUUUUCGUGGUUUUUUUUGUAUUUAUAAAGUGUUUGAGGAGGAUGUUUGUGAAGCUCUGUCACAGCUGCUGAGUGUUUUUACGGACACUGGUUGUUAGCUAACCCCCGCUGUUAGUCAGUGAUGGUCACACCUGGGCGACGUUUAUCGCCUCAGCCUGUCUGAAAACACUCUACAUUGUUAGACCCGCUCGGACUCAGGAGAGAUGCCGUCCAACAGACGGAUCCAUAAGAAGGCGCUGAAGCUGGAGUGUGAGUGGAGUCCGUGUCAGGAGUCGUUCAGUCGGAUGGAGAACUUUUGUAAGCAUGCGGAGGGUCACCUUAAUGCUCUAAACAUGGCUGAAGAGGACGAGGAGGAAGCAGAAGCGGAGAGGAACUGUCUUUGGAGAGACUGUGGUUUCUGUUCUCUGGAGGGUCCUGAAGAGUUGCGGAGACAUCUGUUCUUUCACUGUUACCAUACAAAGCUGAAGCAGCUGGGUCAGCAGGUGCUUAACGCCCAGCCGGAGUUAGGCACCUGCUCCAUCGGCUACCACAACCGCAACACCAUCCCAGAAAUCCCUGACAAUUUUAUCUGCCUUUGGGACAAAUGUGAGCAACAACCUUUUGAAAACCCAGAGUGGUUUUAUCGUCAUGUAGAGAUGCACAGCCUGUGCAUGGAUAUACCAGCAGGAGACUGUGAAUUCCCAAUCCGCUGUGGGUGGAAAGAUUGUGAAGCCACUGCUAAAGGGCGUCCUAAGCUGCGGGAGCACCUGCGCAGCCACACCCAGGAGAAGGUGGUGGCGUGUCCGGGCUGCGGGGGGAUGUACGCCAACAACACCAAGCUGUUCGACCACAUCAUACGGCAGAACGCUAUGGAAGGUCAGAGGUUCCAGUGUUCUCACUGUUCCAAACGUUUCGCCACAGAAAGACUGCUGAGAGACCACAUGAGAACCCACGUGAGCCACUACAAAUGCCCGCUGUGUGACAUGACUUGUCCAUCGCCGUCCUCGCUGCGCAACCACAUCAAGUUUCGCCACAGUAACGAGAAGCCAUACAGCUGUGAAUACUGCAAAUACAGGUGUAAGAAUCUGAUCGACCUGCGCAAACACCUGGAUACCCACAGCAGCGAGCCGGCCUUCCACUGCGACUCUGCCGGCUGCAGCUUCACCUCCCGCACCAUCGGCACCAUGAAGAUUCACCACCAAAAAGAGCACGAGGGGAAUUUUGUCCCUCGCUACAAGUGCCACGUGUGUGAUAAGUGCUUCACCAGGGGCAACAGUCUCACCGUUCACCUGCACAAGAAGCACCAAUUCAAAUGGCCCUCUGGACACCCCAGGUUCAGGUACAAGGAGCACGAGGACGGCUUCUUGCGGCUGCAGCUGAUCCGCUACGAGAGCGUGGAACUGACGGAGCAGCUGAUGAGGGAACGGCAAAGUAGGCAAGCGGACGAGGAGGAUGAGGACCAGACUGAAGGCCAGGAGAUGGGGCAAGAGUCCCCGGGCGCAACUCCUUCAGAGCUGCAGGUGGAACUGAGAGGGGUGCUGCUUGAGGAGCAGAGGGCAGAGGAGACCGCCGUCAGCACCGAGGAGGGCAGCCAGGAGGACGGCAUGUUGUACGUUCUCACUGGAGGUUUGUCACAAGCAGGGGAUGACUCCAUCAUGCAGCAGCUCCAGGAUAAUGCUCAGCAGCAGAUGGUUUGACUGCCACAUCAGUCCUGCUCACAAGAAUUACACAUGAAGAGACAAUCUGUCACCAGCUGGGCUGUUUCAGAUUCAUGGCAAACAUAUGAAGGCACUGCAAAUGAUACAUCUGACUGAAGGAAUGUGUACUCCAUCAUGACCUGUAAUGAGCCUAUAUUAGGUAAUACACCUGUGUUUUUAAUGUGUUUUAUUUGUGUGUUGAAGGCCUAUUGGCCAGUAUUUUUACAUGAUUUUCAGUUCGUUCUUUGAAUCUCAUACUGUAAAAUCUUCAGACAGCUGGACAGAUAAUAAUGCUGCACUAUCGAGAGGAAAAUCAUUCUCUGUUUCAGAAGUAGAUCAGCAUGGAACCAUCACAAUGGUGUGUUAGCAUUUACAGUCACUAAUCAUUACAUUUGUGAAAAAUCCAGCAAAGAGGGCUCUACCUCAUCAGCUCAGAGUGUGUGUAUUUUUUGAUGCUUAAACAAACUAACACAAUUGUCUUUAUGCACAGUUAAAUAAAAUGUGUGCUGCACAAAAUUCAGCCUCGUUACUAUAAACAAGUUACUAAGACAGAAAUAUGUUUCUUUU